Molecule: messenger RNA, 688 nt
Organism: Ilyonectria robusta
Lineage: Eukaryota; Fungi; Ascomycota; Sordariomycetes; Hypocreales; Nectriaceae
Product: Rhodanese-like domain-containing protein
Exons: 3
Coding region: 4-603 (199 amino acids)
Cellular component (GO): cytoplasm; nucleus
Molecular function (GO): protein tyrosine phosphatase activity
Source: RefSeq, a predicted model, not a curated record
CAAAUGAUCGGUCCACGCUCGCUUCGUGUCAGCGCCGCCAAAAACAUGUUGAAACUUGCAACCAUUUUUCACCGAUAUAACACGUCGGUUUCAAUUAACAGACCCAGAUCAGUAUCAGAAAUCACAAUAAUGGCAUCUGCACACGAGCCCGGAAACCCUCCACCCUGGUACGCUGCGUUCCCAGCGCCAAGGGAAUCACAGCCCGGCGGCGUGACGCGAGAGGAGCUGUUGAAGAUGCUGAAGGGAUGUGACAAAUUCGCCGACCGCGACUUUAUUCUAGUCGAUUUGCGCCGCAAUGACCAUGAGGGCGGUACAAUUCGUGGAUCUAUCAACCUGCCCGCACAAAGCCUGUACCCAACCAUACCAACUAUUUACGAUAUGUUCAAGGCUGCAGGGUUUCGCAAGGUCAUCUGGUAUUGUUCUUCUUCACGUGGACGUGGCCCACGAGCCGCCGGUUGGUUCAGUGACUACAUUGUCGAUUCUGGAGACGAAGUUAUGGAGAGUCUCAUAUUGGUCGGAGGAAUCAAGGGCUGGGCUAUAGCGGGUGGCGAAUUUUUGGAGUGGAUGGAUGGAUAUGACACAGCUGCCUGGUCUAACAAAUAGGAACUGAAAUGAGUCCCAGGGGCAGAUAAGGGUUCUAGAUAGUGUAAAUUAUUAUGAGAUUCACUCUUGAGUUUAGGAAUAUGCC